AUGGAAACGCCAAUUGAACUUAAAGAGAUAACACCUGAACCGAUGACAUUAGAGGAUUUAAAUCUAAUAGCGAAGGAGAAAGGAGUCCCGAAUUACAAACCGCACAAACGUAAUCCUAUACUUCUGAAAAUACUCUUCUACCUUCUCAAGGUGCAAAAAUAUUCAGCAUAUACGUUUUCAAGUUUUCUCGGGUUACAUUUAACAUCUGUGGUUAUAGUUCCAGGCUUAGGCGUACCUAUGCUACUCGGACAAGAAAUAUUUGAGAUGAGCAGAGCUGUGUAUCAGUCUAUUCCGUACUUUGAGAAUCUUGUAAUCAUUGGAUCAAGUGUUUGUCAUAUUUUCUCUGGUAUAGGGAUCCGGAUAAUCAGAAAUUACAUUAAGAGCGGUCAGAAUCAUCAUUCCAAAUUGGUGCAUGAGCCAGUAAUCAAAAAUGACGAAAGGGAUGAUAUCGGCUUAGGUGGUAUCACAGGAUUAAUCGGAUUGGGUUAUAGAAAGUCCAUGAUAUCAAGACUCAUACCAGGAUUGAGUCCGUUACUGUUUUCAGGGUAUUUAUUGCUUCCAUUAAUAGGGUACCAUUUCACGAAAUUCAGGCAUAUUCCUAACGUUAUUGAUGGUGAUUCAAGCUUGAUUAACUUGGAAUAUAUUACAUACUACUUAAACAAAUCACCAUUAGAAAAGGUCGGAAAUGCCAUAAAUUACAUUGCUCUAAUGGGCUUGGUCGUAGUAGGAUCUUACCAUUUUGUCAGUGGCUUCUUGAAAUUAAACCAUAAAUAUAGCUUGAACUAUAAAAAAUUAGGAUACUCAUUCAUUGGUGGACUCAGUAUAUUGGGGUGCAUCAGUCUCGUAAGAUUCAAGAGCUUGCCAUUGGCAGAAGGAUUCAUAGGAAAACUGUUUACUAAUUACGUGAAUUAUUUAGCAGUAUAA
Molecule: messenger RNA, 924 nt
Organism: Debaryomyces fabryi
Lineage: Eukaryota; Fungi; Ascomycota; Pichiomycetes; Serinales; Debaryomycetaceae
Exons: 1
Coding region: 1-924 (307 amino acids)
Biological process (GO): mitochondrion organization; lipid homeostasis
Cellular component (GO): mitochondrial outer membrane
Source: RefSeq, a predicted model, not a curated record